Messenger RNA from Aspergillus nidulans FGSC A4, 1755 nucleotides. RefSeq names its product sugar porter family MFS transporter. Gene Ontology annotation, molecular function: transmembrane transporter activity. The record is from RefSeq and is a predicted model, not a curated record. Bases 1 to 1755 code for a protein of 584 amino acids. NCBI's taxonomy places the organism in Eukaryota, Fungi, Ascomycota, Eurotiomycetes, Eurotiales, Aspergillaceae. The transcript has 7 exons. Gene Ontology annotation, biological process: carbohydrate transmembrane transport; proton transmembrane transport; transmembrane transport. Gene Ontology annotation, cellular component: membrane.
AUGAAGAAGUUAUCAACAAUAUUUCUUAAUAACCGAUCUGAGGAAGCGCAAUGUCGUCUUGGCCGCUCGGGGGAGCAGCACCAUCAGGAGCAGCUCGAUAGAGAGAAGCAAGAUGAAAUGAAUGAAAGUCCUGUACCAUUCGUGACCUGGCGAUCUCUAGCUCUAGGUGCCUUUGUUUCCAUAGGAGGCAUUAUAUUCGGCUAUGACACUGGUCAGAUCUCCGGCUUUCUCGAAAUGGACAAUUUUAAACGACGAUUCGGCCAGCGGCAGCUGGAUGGAACUUACGCUUUCAAUAACGUGCGAUCAGGGCUGAUAGUGUCCAUGUUGUCCAUCGGUACGCUUCUGGGAGCCCUGAUGGCUGGUCCACUGGCUGACCGGCUUGGCCGCAAAUGGUCCAUUGCAUUUUGGUGCAUUAUUCUUCAUGUUGGCCUCAUCAUUCAGAUCUCGUCGCCACACCCUAAGUGGUACCAAUUCAUGAUGGGUCGUUUCGUGACCGGUUUUGGUGUGGGCGCUUGCUCUUUACUAGUGCCAUUAUAUCAAGGCGAGACAUCCCCAAAACAGAUACGUGGGGCCAUGGUCUGCUCGUACCAAUUGUUCGUUACCCUGGGUAUCUUUGUUGCCUACUGCAUAAACUAUGGGACAGAGGGCAUGAGCAACUCGGCAUCCUGGCGUAUUCCUCUCGGAAUCACGUUUCUGUGGGCUUUGCUUCUCGGUAUUGGAAUCAUAUUUUUCCCAGAGAGCCCUCGCUAUGACUUCAGGCACGGGCGCGCGGACAAAGCCCGACAAACCAUGUCAAAACUUUAUGGCGUGCCCCAGAACCACCGGGCUAUCAUAGAGGAACUUACUGAGAUUAGGGAACAACUCGAGGCUGAAAGCUCCUCCAGAGGUGGUUUUCAUGGGUGGAUAGAGAUGUUCCAGGGGCCUCGGAUGUUUUAUCGCAUAACCCUAGGCAUUGUACUGCAGGCACUACAACAGCUGACUGGAGCUAACUAUUUCUUCUAUUACGGUACAACUGUCUUCAAUGGAGCGGGUAUCUCAAACGUGUUUGUCACGCAGAUGAUCUUGGGCGGAGUGAACUUCGGCACUACUUUCUUCGGCCUUUAUGUUGUCGAGCAUUUUGGAAGACGAAAAAGUUUGGUGACAGGAGGAAUAUGGAUGUUUGUGAAUUUCAUGGUUUUUGCCUCAGUUGGCCACUUUUCUCUGAAUGUGGAAGAUCCUUCUGCUACUCCUGGCGCUGGCAAGGCAAUGGUUGUCUUCGCCUGUUUGUUUAUUACUGGUUUCGCGACUACGUGGGGCCCCAUGAUUUGGGCUAUCGUGGCAGAGCUUUACCCAUCCCGCUAUCGAGCUAAGGCUAUGGCCAUGGCCACGGCUUCGAACUGGCUGUGGAAUUUUCUUAUUGGGCAUCGGGAAAUCAGGUUCUUUACGCCCUUUAUCACGGGAGAUAUCGAUUUCGCUUAUGGCUAUGUGUUCGCCGGCUGCCUUUUCGCAGCCAUACUCAUAGUCUACUUCUUUGUACUCGAGGGCAAAGGGAAGACGCUUGAAGAAAUGGACAUGAUGUAUGUGAUGCGCGUACCUCCCUGGAAAAGCAGCAAAUGGGUCCCUCCCCCCCCGGAAGAACGCGUAACAACGGCGCAUAUUCUGGACCAGCGAGCGGCCCGUGAAUUUGCCAAUGAAGAUGAGUCGAGCAAAAGAAACCAGGUGCCAGCACAUCAGCAUAUUGACCAAAAUGAUGCUGGAGUUGGGCCGUCGGCGUAA